This is a messenger RNA of Papilio machaon (common yellow swallowtail), 1099 nucleotides long. Its product is annotated as pancreatic lipase-related protein 2. Bases 62 to 1060 code for a protein of 332 amino acids. Gene Ontology annotation, molecular function: lipase activity. Gene Ontology annotation, biological process: lipid metabolic process. The transcript is spliced from 5 exons. Lineage: Eukaryota; Metazoa; Arthropoda; Insecta; Lepidoptera; Papilionidae. The record is from RefSeq and is a predicted model, not a curated record.
GAUAAAAGUUUAAUAAAUACCCCACUUGCUCAUAGAUACCAAAAUCAAAGCGACUCUAACCAUGAUACUAUUAAUUCCUUUCCUUACCGUAAUAGCUCUUACCGCCGGAGACGCUGUGCCGUCAGUCCCUGGAGACAACAGUCACUAUGUUGAGGGUCUGAGUCGCUACAUCUGGAUGCCGGACGGCGAUAACAAGCCGCAUCUGGUAGAUCUCCACGAACCCGUCGAUGAAGAGUUCUUGAAUGCCAGGAACGGCGCUGACAACCAGUACUGGCUUUUUACCAGAUCUAAUCCUAACAACCGCCAAGUGUUAGUGCACGGAAACAUAAACUCUGUGCGUAACUCAAACUACAGAGCCGCCCGACCGCUCAAAGUUAUCGUUCACGGAUGGAACAACAACGGGAACACCGCCAUGAAUCCCACCAUAACAUCCGCAUUUCUCGCGGUACAAGACGCCAACGUUAUUGUCGUAGAUUGGAAUAGAGUCGCCAAUAGCAACUACAACACCGCGGUCCGAGGUGUGCCAAGCGUCGGCCAACACUUGGGCAACUUCUUAGUGUGGCUUAUCAACACGGCCGGUGGCAACUGGAACAACGUACAUUUGGUCGGCUUCAGCUUGGGCGCUCACGUAGUCGGCAACGCCGGCCGCACCGCUGGUGGUCGUCCCGCUCGUGUUACUGGAUUGGACCCCGCCGGCCCGCAGUGGGGAGGAAACUCAAAUGCCCUAAAUCGUAACUCCGGACAAUACGUAGAGUGCAUCCACACAGACGGCCGCCUGCUCGGCAUUAUGGACGCUAUCGGCCACGCUGACUUCUACCCCAACGGCGGCAGGAACCCGCAGCCGGGUUGCACCACCAGCCUCUGCUCCCACGGACGAGCCACCGAUCUCUUCGCUUCCAGUGUCCGCACCAAUCACUUUGUCGGCAGACGGUGCCCGAACAUUCAUGAGGCUGAACUGUCUACGUGCAGCGGUAACGCUUUCAACAUGGGCAACGGUAUUAUCAGUAAACGAGGAUCCGGAUUAUAUGCUCUUCGCACCAGGAACGCUUGGCCUUUUUAAACGAACUAAAUAUACAAAUAAAUUUACUUUAUAAAAAUA